Messenger RNA from Phycodurus eques (leafy seadragon), 1109 nucleotides. RefSeq names its product eukaryotic translation initiation factor 2B, subunit 1 alpha (gene eif2b1). The record is from RefSeq and is a predicted model, not a curated record. Gene Ontology annotation, cellular component: eukaryotic translation initiation factor 2B complex. Gene Ontology annotation, molecular function: translation initiation factor activity; guanyl-nucleotide exchange factor activity. Lineage: Eukaryota; Metazoa; Chordata; Actinopteri; Syngnathiformes; Syngnathidae. The transcript has 9 exons. Gene Ontology annotation, biological process: translational initiation. The coding region runs from base 199 to 1107 and encodes 302 amino acids.
CGUCCACACGGCGGCAAAUAACACAGCGCGUCAGUUUUGCGAACUUUUACCAACUGACACGGAAACAAAACUAUUUGUUGCCAAUUUGUGGUUUGACUGAAAGGAGGACGCCCGCGGAAAGUUUGCGCUAAAGCGGACUGAGCAACAAAACCGCAAAAAAAAAAACUGUUUUCAUCCUGAAAACGGAAGCGUGGCAGCAUGAAUGAAGAAGAGCUGUUGGAGUACUUCCGCGCUCAGCUGAGGCAGGACCCCGACGUGGCUUCGGCGGUGGCCGCCAUCCGCACGCUGCUGGAGUUCCUCAAGCGGGAUGAAGGCGAGACCCUACUGGGCCUGAGGGAGAACCUGAAGUGGGCCACGGACCGCCUGGCCAGCGUGGACUCGUCCGUGGCCGUGUCUUCUGGCGGCGAACUCUUUCUGCGCUUCAUCAGCCUCACGUGGCUGGAGCACCAGGAACUGUCGUGCUGCAAGAAAGUGAUGGAGGAGCGCGGGCAGCUCUUCAUGGACAAGAUCUCCAUGUCCAGGGGCAAAGUGGCCAAGCUGUGUCACACCUUCAUCAAGGACGGAGCCAAAAUCCUGACGCACUCGUACUCCCGGGUGGUCUUGAGGGUGCUGGAGAAGGCGGCGGCCGAGAAGAAACGUUUCUCCGUCUUCGUCACCGAGUCGCAGCCCGACGGCGCCGGGCGACUGAUGGCCGAACACUUGAGAAAACUCUACGUUCCCGUCACGGUUAUCUUGGACGCCGCUGUUGGGUACGUGCUGGAGAAGGUGGAUCAGGUCAUCGUGGGCGCAGAAGGCGUGGUGGAGAGCGGCGGCAUCAUCAACAAGAUCGGCACCUACCAGAUGGCGGCGUGCGCCAAAGCCCACAACAAGCCCUUCUACGUGGUGGCCGAGAGCUUCAAGUUCGUGCGCCUCUACCCGCUCAACCAGCAGGACGUGCCCGACAAGUUCAAGUACAAGGCGGACACGUUGAAGACUCACUCCAACCUGUCGGAGGAGCACCCCCUGGUGGACUACACGCCGCCCUCGCUCAUCACGCUGCUCUUCACCGAUCUCGGCGUCCUCACGCCGUCCGCAGUCAGCGACGAGCUCAUCAAGCUCUAUUUGUAAAA